Phragmites australis (common reed) is the source of this 1780-nucleotide messenger RNA. Its product is annotated as arogenate dehydratase/prephenate dehydratase 6, chloroplastic-like. The record is from RefSeq and is a predicted model, not a curated record. The coding region runs from base 125 to 1426 and encodes 433 amino acids. The transcript has a single exon. Gene Ontology annotation, cellular component: cytoplasm; chloroplast. NCBI's taxonomy places the organism in Eukaryota, Viridiplantae, Streptophyta, Magnoliopsida, Poales, Poaceae. Gene Ontology annotation, molecular function: prephenate dehydratase activity; arogenate dehydratase activity. Gene Ontology annotation, biological process: L-phenylalanine biosynthetic process.
CCACAGACGACACGGUUGGAAGAAGAAGACGACAGGCUCGCUCUUCACCUCAGCUGCCACCAAACCCAACGAAACGCCCCCAAAACACGGGCAAAUCCGCCAGCCAGCCAGGCCGCCCACCUUGAUGGACGCCGCCGUGCUGGACGCCUUCUUCGCCGCGCCGCGCCACCAGCUGAUCCGCCCCGCCGCCGCCGGAUGCAGCAGAUCCGCGCGCCUGCUGGCGUGCCGGCCGUGCGCGACCCCGUUCGGCCGCGCCGACUGGCAGACUACCCGCGCCAUCCUCGCCAGCAACACCAGCGGCGACUCUGAUGCCACCAGAGGCCGGCAGCAGAAACAGCCGGCGCCACGGGUGAAUGGGCAGAAGCCGCCGCCUUUGCCGCCCUUGGAGACGGAGAAGUCGCCGGCGCCGGCGGAGCUGGAUCUGGAUCUGGUGCCCCUGUCGAACCUUCCGCGUCCGCUGAGCAUCAGCGAUCUCUCCCCUGCGCCGAUGCACGGGAGCCAGCUGCGGGUCGCGUACCAGGGGGUCCCGGGGGCCUACAGCGAGGCGGCCGCCGCCAAGGCCUACCCGGGUUGCGACGCCAUCCCCUGCGACCAGUUCGAGGUCGCCUUCCAGGCCGUCGAGCUCUGGAUCGCCGACCGCGCCGUGCUUCCCGUCGAGAACUCGCUCGGCGGCAGCAUCCACCGCAACUACGACCUCCUCCUCCGCCACCGCCUCCACAUCGUCGGCGAGGUGCAGCUCCCCGUUCACCACUGCCUCCUCGCGCUCCCGGGGGUGCGCAAGGAGCUGCUCACCCGCGUCAUCUCCCACCCGCAGGCGCUGGCCCAGUGCGAGCUCACUCUCAACGCCAUGGGCCUCAACGUGGCGCGCGAGGCAUUCGACGACACCGCCGGCGCCGCCGAGCACGUCGCCGCGGGCGCGCUCCGCGACACCGCCGCCAUCGCCUCCGCACGCGCCGCCGAGCUCUACGGCCUGCAGAUCCUCGCCGACGGCAUCCAGGACGACGCUGGCAACGUUACCCGCUUCGUCAUGCUCGCCCGGGAGCCCAUCAUCCCGCGCACCGACCGACCCUUCAAGACCAGCAUCGUGUUCGCGCACGACAGGGAUGGCACCUCCAUGCUCUUCAAGGUGCUCUCCGCCUUCGCGUUCAGGGACAUCAGCCUCACCAAGAUCGAGAGCCGGCCGCACCGCCACCGCCCCAUCCGGCUCGUGGACGACGCCAACGUCGGCACGGCCAAGCACUUCGAGUACAUGUUCUACAUCGACUUCCAGGCGUCCAUGGCCGACGUCCGCGCGCAGAACGCGCUCGCCGAGAUCCAGGAGUUCACCUCCUUCCUCAGGGUGCUCGGCAGCUACCCCAUGGACAUGACGCCGUGGGAUGCUGCACCAUCAUCGUCUAGCAUCGCCAAUGGCAUCGACAAUCGGUAACCCAGCAAUGGUGAGGAGCUGAUGAGCUAAGCUAGUCGUCAGGUCAUGUCAAGAUCACCACACUUCACUUUUAAUUAAAUUAGAAGAACCCAAUGUUGUUUGGUUCUUUCCUUUUCCUUUCCUUUGGAGAAGAACCCAAUGUCUUCUCCUGCAUGAUGCUAGCUUUUUCUUUCUUUUCUUGAUUAAAUUCGGGAAAGGGUUGGAGGGAGAAGGGAAAUUGUUCUUGUUUGCUUCUCCUUUGUUACAGGAGAUGUGUACGCUGGCUGCGGAUGUAUGUAUAUUCUUUCUUCUUUAAACCUUGGAACAGAUCGAAUCAAACCAUCAAAAAUCAAUUUCUUUUUCUAGAACAAUAAA